GAGACGAAACCCUAUCUGCCCAGACGCGAACAGAGUUACAGAGGCGGACCCAGACGAUUUCUUCACUCCUCGCUUCCUGGCCUUCACUUCCUGUUUUCUUCUUCUGGCUCCCUAUCGCCGAUCACUUCUUACGCUCAAGCAUGGCAUCUUCAGUUGAAGCUACUCCCUUGGACUCUUCAACAUGUAUCAACAAAUUUGAAGAUCUUGAGUUUAUGUGGGGUAAAAAGAGAGGAGUUGGCGGAAAGCGAAAAGAGGUUCAGUUUUAUGAAUCUUUUACAUAUGAUGGAGUUCAGUAUGCACUUUAUGAUUGUGUGUAUAUGCACACGAAGAGUGGAGGUGAACCUUACAUUGGGAAGCUUAUCAAAAUAUGGGAAAAUGGAGAUAAGUCCAAGAAAGUAAAGGUUCAGUGGUUUUUUCGACCUUCAGAGAUUAUGUAUCAUCUCAAGGAUGAAAAGGUUAUGGUGAAUGAAAUAUUUCUUGCCUCGGGUGAAGGGAUUGGUCUCUCAAAUGUCAACCCUCUGGAAGCAAUUGCUGGAAAAUGCAAUGUCCUUUGUAUUUCAAAGGAUAGCAGAAAUCGUAAACAUUCUGAAGAAGAUCUUAAGAAUGCUGAUUUUGUAUUUUACCGGGUAUUUGAUGUUGGAAGAUGUACAUUGGAUAUGAUAGGCAACAAAGUUGGUGGCUUGGAAGUUAAGUUUGUAUUUAACAGAAAUGAGAGUGAAAUGGCCAGUGAUGUUCUCAAACUUCCUUCUGAUCAGAAAGAAGAUAAGUGUGCUAAUGUGAUGGUAAAUAGGCAGAAGUCAUCUAGUGAUUUGAAAAUUGGAAAGGGUGAUGGGAAUUCAAGCGGUAUAGUUUUGAAGAAAAAUGGACGAGAAGUAAAGCAUGGAGAUCAAAAUGUUUUAUCAAGUGAGCUAGGUUCACUAAAUAAAACAAAGUCUAUAGCUGUGGAGCCAAUAGAAGACAACAAAGUGACAACUAAAGCUCUCAAGGAUCCUUGUGGGCUGGGCAAGGAUGUAAAAUCUGCAAAGUAUUUAGUAGAUAGGCCUUCAAAGAAGGCCAAGAUUGAUAUCUCUACUAAAAUAUCUGAAGAUAAGAAUAAAAGUAAUGUUCAGGAACCUAAUGCUUGGUAUGGAGAAAAUGAGGACAAAGUUCUGCCAAAAGCUGUCAAUUCUUCUGUUUCUAAAAGUUCUGCCAGGUUGGACAAUAAUUCAAACAGUAAAAUUUCUGGCCCUUAUGACAGAAAAUCUUUGGUUAAAAGUGCCCCUCCUGCAGCAGUAACAACACAAACAAAGGCUGGACAUGUUAAACAUUCUCGUGAGAUGGGCAAAGAUAAUAAAUCUGAAAAAGAAUCUAUUGUUGUAGAAGAGAGAACUUCAAAGAAGGCAAAAUUUGAUACUUUUGAUAAGGUAUCCGAAGAUGGGAAAAGUAAUGUUCAAAAACGUAGUAUUAAGCAUGGAGAGCAUGCUACCAAAGCUUCAUUGAAUGCCACCAAUUCUUUUAAAGAAAGGGCUAUAGCUCUAAAAUCUUCCAGUGGAUUGGAUGAGGGUCUUCCAAAAGCAAAAUCGUCAGGGAAACCAAACAAGCUAUCUAAUAGCAACGCACUACCUUUGGGGGAUGCUUAUACAAAUAAAAAUCAAGAGUUUGAAGGCAAGAGCUUUGAAGCGACUCCAAGACAUGUUGCCGAGCCAGUCACAUGGUUCAAGGAGCUUUCAUGGGAGGAAAGAAUGCAAACUGCAAAUGACCAGGGGAGACUUGUCUUACUCCAAAAUUUGGAUCCGGGAUUUAUCUCAGCAGAAGUAGAGGAUAUAAUUUGGCAUGCAUUAGAGGAGAAAUGCUCAACUAAAAUGUUCCAGCGCACUGCUUCAUCAAGCUCUAAUUCUGGGCAAGCUUUGGCUAUUUUCAGAACAAGGGAAGCAGCAGAGAGGGUUAUCAAAAGGUUAAACAACAAAUGCUUAAUGGUGUCUAAUGAAAGGCCACUUGUUGCUGACAUUGUAGCACUUCCCAAAUCCGAAAGAAGUAGUGCACCAUCAUUUGCUGGCCAUAUUUUUAUUGACAGAGUUAGACAUCAAAUGCAGAGGGAAAUGAGAGAAGCUGUAUCUACAUCUCACUGUUCUCAACCCAACACCAUUGAAUAUGAAAUGGCCAUGGAAUGGCGUUUACUGCAGUCUCGAUCUGAUUUCUGGUGGAAGAUGCUGUUCGAGCAACAAAGGCGAGAUAGGAGAAGAAUCGCCACCAAAUUGAAGUCAAAAUGAUUAUCAACUCUAGUACAUAUUGUAUGCCACCUGAUCUCUACAUAUCUUUGCUUUCACCUUAAAUGCUUCUAAGAACAGCUCAGUGUUGAAUGGAGGAAUUUUCAGAAGCUUCGCCCAUUCAUAUUAUUAGUUUUGUUGGGCUGAUAUGAAGUUAAUCCCUACAUACAAAAGAGUGCUAUGGGUGUAUAGAUUUUGUGGUGUAAACUGUAGAGUAGAUUUACUAACAAAUUGAUGACUAAAUCAAAUGAAUUUGUUAUGUUCUAUUUUUACUCUUUAUUUUUGGAUUACAUGAUGUCCCUAGUAAAUCUUUGCAAGCAUUCAAGGCAUAAUGAAGAUCGUUUGACUCA
Ipomoea triloba (trilobed morning glory) is the source of this 2596-nucleotide messenger RNA. RefSeq names its product protein ANTI-SILENCING 1. Lineage: Eukaryota; Viridiplantae; Streptophyta; Magnoliopsida; Solanales; Convolvulaceae. The record is from RefSeq and is a predicted model, not a curated record. The transcript has 11 exons. The coding region runs from base 141 to 2249 and encodes 702 amino acids. Gene Ontology annotation, molecular function: RNA binding; chromatin binding.